CCGGAGGCGGAGGGGGCGGAGCCGCGCUAGCAGCUGCCACCCGGCCUCCCGGCCCCGGCAGAGGACACCCGCCCGCCGCGGGGCACGCACCGCUCGCACUCACUCUCCAAACAAUGCUCCGAGGCGCCCGGCGGGGCGGCUGGCGGCUCGGCGACCGACGGCGAGGCCGGGGGAGCGCGGCCCCGAGACUCAGCCUCUCGCUGGGAGUGCGGCCAUCCUCAGGUCGGGCAGCUCUCUGACAGGCCCAGUGUUCUGCUGUCCCGGGAAGCCGCCCUGCGACCCGCAUCUGCCUCCCAGGAGACCAGGCCGGAGAGCCGAGCGCAAGAUGAGCCAGCGCGCCGUGGGCUCAAGAUGCACCGGACCGUCCGACUGAGCCCUGAGAGCCCGAAGAUGUCUGCGUGCGGUGACUUUGUGGAACACAUCUGGAAGCCCGGGUCCUGCAAGAACUGCUUCUGCUUGAGGAGUGACCACCAGCUGGCGCCCGGCCACCUGCCCCCUCCGCCUCGCCUGCCCCCCAGGCCCGACAACUGCCGCCUGGAAGAUGAAGGCGUGAACGGCUCGCCCUACUCCAAGCCCACCAUCGCCGUGAAGCCCACCAUGAUGAGCCCCGACACCUCCGAUGUGUGGACAGAGGCGAACCUGAGUGCCGACGUCUCGCAGGUCAUCUGGAGACGAGCCCCCGGCAAGCUCCCCCUCCCGAAGCAGGACGACGUGCCGCUAGUUUACCUGGGCAGCUUCCGUGGUGCCCAGAAGCCGGCCGGGCCCUCUGCCUCCACAGAUGGCCUCGCUCGCUGCCCCCCGGCCUAUGCCGUGGUGGGCCUGCACAGCCUAGAGGCCCGGGGGCAGCGGACCACUGCCUUCCACCCAGUGAGUUUCUCCAGCGAGAAGGUGGGGCGAGAAGAUAAACCCAUGUUUCCCUACCAAGAGCUGACCUCCGCUCAGGAGAGCUUCCGCCAGAAGGUAGCUGCCUUUGCUGGCAUGACGUCUGGCUGUCACAAGGGCCCCGGGCCCUGCCCCUCCCCACAGCCCCUGCGGGAGUCCCUGCCCUCGGAGGACGACAGCGAUCAGAGGUGCUCACCUUCGGGGGACAGCGAAGGGGGAGAGUAUUGCUCCAUCCUGGACUGUUGCCCCGGGAGCCCCGUUGCCACGGCCACCUCACAGGCUGAGAGUUCUCGGGGCAGACCUGGCAGAGGGGACCGCUCACCACUGUGCUGGGAGCAGGGCGUGUGUGGGGGCCCCCCUGAGGAGGAGAAGCAGGUUCUGAGCUUCCCGAGGGAGUGCUGUAGCCAGGGCCCAGCUGAGAACCCGCCCCGCCUGGGUCCCAAGAAGCUGUCCCUUACCUCAGAGGCCGCCAGUUCUUCGGAUGGCCUCUCCUGUGGGACUGCCAGCAGUGGGGCCAGCAGCCCCUUCACCCCCCAUCUGGAGAGCGAUUACUGCUCCCUCGUGAAGGAGACUGUGCCAGGCAAGGAGCAGGACUCAGGCUGCCACGUGCUGACCUCUACCAGGUGCCUUGGACUGACGGGGGAGGCCCAGCCUCCAGCCCACCCCAGGGAGGCGGUACAGCCUGAACCCAUCUAUGCUGAGAGCACCAAGAGGAAGAAGGCGGUUCCAGCACCUUCCAAGCCACAGGCCGCAGCGGAACAGGCAGCAGCUGCUCGGGGCCAGGGCCAGGUACGGACAGCUAAUGCCUGGGCUCAGAAAGCAGCAUCUGGCUGGGGCCGGGACAGGGAAGGCCCAGAUAUGGCUCCCCAGGUGGCAGCCACCAUCACAGUCAUGGCAGCCCACCCAGAAGAGGACCGCCGGACAAUCUACCUGAGCAGCCCCGACUCCGCCGUGGGGGUCCAGUGGCCACGCGGGCCUGUGAGCCAGGACUCUGAGGCAGGUGAAGAGGAGGCUGCAGCUGGGCAGGGGCUGAGCUCCAGAGAAAGCCACCGUCCCGACGCGAGUGAGAACACGCCCAAGGGGAAGCCUGCCAUUCCCCCCAAGCUGUCCAGGAGUAGCCCCGGAGGGUCCCCGGUGUCCCCCUCUGCCUCCCCACUGUCUGACCUCAGCGAGGGGGGCUCCGCUGGUGGUACGGGGCCCCAGGCUUCCCCCAGGGGCCCCACUGACUCUGCUUCUUCCUGCCGGGCCAGUGGCGUCGCCGCCGGUGACUCUGUCCGGUGCCACCCCCCAGCUGCCCCCGCCUCAGCCUUGGACCAGAGGAGGCCCCGGUACCAGACGGGGGCCUGGAGCCGUCAGUGCCGGAUAGAGGAAGAGGAGGAGGUGGAACAGGAGUUGUUGAGUCAAAGCUGGGGAAGAGAGAUGGAAAACGGCACCGCAGACCCCUCCAACUCCUCCGCGUGGCACUGUGUCCGCCCCACAGACGGCUGCUCCGGGCAAAGCAGCAGAGUGGGCACCGGGAUGAGCAAAUCGGCCUCUUUUGCCUUUGAGUUCCCCAAGGACAGGAGUGGGAUUGAGGCAUUCUCACCUCCGCCGCCGCCUCCGAAGUCGCGGCACCUUUUAAAGAUGAACAAGAGCAGCUCUGAUUUGGAGAAAGUGAGCCAGGGCUCUGCAGAGAGCCUCAGCCCUCCCUGCAGGGGUGUCCCCGUCAGCUUCACCACGGGUUCCACAGACAGCCUGGCCUCGGACUCCAGGACCUGCAGCGAUGGAGGCCCUCCAUCUGAGCCAGCGCACUCACCCACCAGCAGUGGGAAGAAGCUCUUUGCUCCUGUUCCGUUCCCUUCGGGCACCACUGAGGAUGUGUCCCCCAGCGGCUCCCUACAGCCCCCGCCUCUCCCCCAGAAGAAGUUAGUGAGCCGGGCAGCCUCUUCACCUGACGGCUUCUUCUGGACCCAGGGCUCCUCCAAGCCAAGAACAGCAAGUCCCAAGCUGAACCUCAGCCACUCAGAAACCAACGUCUGUGCCCACGAAGAGCCCCACUUCAGCUACUCCUCAAGCCCCGGAAGCCGCCAUCAUCAUACCUUCUCCUCUUCUGAACCCCUGGAGAAAACUUUCAAAGGCAACGGCCACUGGGUGCCAGUGCCAGGGCUGGCGGGCAGCAAGAGCGGGUGCGGGAGCCCCAGCCUCCAGUGCAAAGGGGUCCCCUCAGCCUCGUCCUCCCAGCUGAGCGUAUCCAGCCAGGCAUCCACCAGCAGCACCCAACUCCAGCUCCACAGCCUGCUGAGCAGCAUCAGCAGCAAGGAGGGCACCUAUGCCAAGCUCGGGGGGCUCUAUGCCCAGUCCCUGGUCCGCCUCACGGCCAAGUGCGAGGACCUCUUCAUGGGUGGCCAGAAAAAGGAGCUGCACUUCAACGAGAAUAACUGGUCACUCUUCAAACUGACCUGUAACAAGCCCUGUUGUGACUCGGGGGAUGCCAUCUAUUACUGCGCCACCUGCUCCGAGGACCCCGGCAGCACCUACGCUGUGAAAAUCUGCAAAACCCCUGAGCCCAAGACAGCCUCCUACUGCAGCCCUUCUGUGCCCGUGCAUUUCAACAUCCAGCAGGACUGUGGCCACUUUGUUGCCUCGGUGCCCUCCAGCAUGCUCACCUCUCCGGACGCACCCAAGGACCCUCUGCCUGCACUGCCCUCACACCCCCCUGCCCAGGAACAGGACUGCGUGGUGGUCAUCACCCCGGAGGUGCCCCACCAGACCGCCUCUGACUUUGUGCGGGACUCAGCCACCAGCCAUCAGUCCGAACCGGAGGCUUACGAGCGGCGCGUGUGCUUCCUGCUUCUGCAGCUCUGCAACGGGCUAGAGCAUCUGAAGGAGCACGGCAUCAUCCACCGGGACCUGUGCCUGGAGAACCUGCUGCUGGUGCAUUGCUCCCCGCAGGCCUCCCCUGGCCCCGCCUCUGCCACCCCCACGCCCCCUGUCUCCUCUGCCACCUCCAGUGCCCCCGCCCCUGCCGCAUCCCCUUCCCCUGCUGCCGCUCCCUCGCCUUGCCCCGCUGCUGCUCCCCCCGCCAGUGUCACUCCCGGUCCCUCAGCUGUCCCCGCCUGCCAGGAAGGGCCCAGGGAGAAGUACCUGCCCCGGCUCAUCAUCAGCAACUUCCUGAAGGCCAAGCAGAAGCCAGGCGGCACCGCCAACCUGCAGCAGAAAAAGAGCCAGGCCCGGCUGGCACCCGAGAUCGUGUCUGCCUCCCAGUACCGCAAGUUCGAUGAAUUCCAAACGGGCAUCCUCAUUUACGAGCUGCUCCACCAGCCCAACCCCUUCGAGGUGCGCGCGCAGCUGCGGGAACGGGACUACCGGCAGGAAGACCUGCCCCCGCUGCCCGCCCUGUCCCUCUACUCGCCAGGCCUGCAGCAGCUCGCACACCUGCUGCUGGAGGCCGACCCCAUCAAGCGCAUCCGCAUCGGCGAGGCCAAGCGGGUGCUGCAGUGCCUGCUGUGGGGGCCGCGGCGGGAGCUGGUGGAGCCGCCGGGCACGUCGGAGGAGGUGCUGUGCGGCACACUGCACAACUGGAUCGACAUGAAGCGCGCCCUGAUGAUGAUGAAGUUUGCCGAGAGGGCGGUGGACCGCAGGCGCGGGGUGGAGCUGGAGGACUGGCUGUGCUGCCAGUAUCUGGCGUCCGCGGAGCCGGGGGCCCUCUUACAGUCGCUGAAGCUCCUGCAGCUUCUGUGAGCGCAGCCCCGGGCCCCGCCCUGGAGCGGCCCGCUUCCCUGCCUGACCCCCGCCCCCCCCCCCCCCGCCCCCCGCGCCCAGCCUUGCCCUGGACACGCCCGCCUCCCCCUGGGAAAUGGUACAAACGACUGUCGUAUUUGGAUGUAAUAUAUAUAAAAAAUAUCUAAAUA
This is a messenger RNA of Neomonachus schauinslandi (Hawaiian monk seal), 4772 nucleotides long. It is a transcript of the gene PRAG1, whose product is annotated as PEAK1 related, kinase-activating pseudokinase 1. The record is from RefSeq and is a predicted model, not a curated record. Gene Ontology annotation, biological process: protein phosphorylation. NCBI's taxonomy places the organism in Eukaryota, Metazoa, Chordata, Mammalia, Carnivora, Phocidae. Gene Ontology annotation, molecular function: ATP binding; protein kinase activity.